Molecule: messenger RNA, 1673 nt
Organism: Tupaia belangeri chinensis (Chinese tree shrew)
Lineage: Eukaryota; Metazoa; Chordata; Mammalia; Scandentia; Tupaiidae
Product: cerebellar degeneration related 1
Source: RefSeq, a predicted model, not a curated record
GACUAGAUUUUAAACAGUCUGGACCUGGGGAAAUGUUAGAAGACCUGUAUUAUAGAAUAUUUUAGAAUACCUGGAUAUUGCAGACACCGGAAGACCUGAAUGUUAGAAGAUCAGCACUCUGGAGACAUCGGAAGACGUGGAUCUUGAGCCCGCUGAUGGAAGACUGGGUAGUUGUCGGAAGACCGGAAGAUGUUGGAAGACGUGAAGAUGCUGGAAGAUGCGGAGAUGUUGGAAGACACAGAGAUGCUGGAAGACGAGCAGAUGCUGGAAGCCCUGGAGAUGCUGGAAGACCUGGAGGUGUAGGAAGACAUGGAUUUGUUGGAAGACGUGGCUUAGUUGGAAGACGUAGAUUUUCUGGAAGACACGACCUUGUUGGAAGAUAGGGAUUUUCUGGAAGACGUAGUUUCAUUGGAAGACCUAGGUAGGCUGGAAGACAUGAAUUUGAUGGAAGACGUGGCUUUGUUGGAGGACAUGGAUUUGCUGGAAGCCAUGGAUUUGAUGGAAGACAAGAAUUUGAUGGAAGACGAGGAUUUUCUGGAAGACAGGGAUAGGUUGGAAGACCUGGAGGUAACUGGAAGACUUUGAUUUUCUGGAACUCAGCUUUUUGGAAGACGUGAAUUUUCAGGAAGACCCAAAUUGUCUGGAAAACCUGGAUUGUUUGGAAGACAUGGAUUUGCUGGAAGACCAGAAGGUUACUGGAAGAAAUGGAUUUUCUGGAAGACGUGGCUCUUCUGGAAGACGUGGUUUUAUUGGAAGACCUGGAUUUAGUGGAAGACACAGAUUUUGACUGGAAGACAUGGGUUGGUUGGAAGACUUGAUUUGGUGGAAGACAUAGAUUGGCUGGAAGACUUAGAUUUUUCUGGAAGACGAGGACUGAUUGGAAGGCCUGGAUUUUGUGGAAGACGUAGAUUUUUCUGGAAGACGUACACUGACUGGAAGGCCUGGAUUUUUUUCUGGAAGACAUUUAUUGACUGGAAGUUCUGGAUUUUUCUGGAAGAACCGAAUUGGUUGGAAGACUUGUAGUUGAUGGAAGACAUAGAUUUUUCUGGAAGACAUAGGUUGGCUGGAAGACCUUGAAACUGUUGGAAGACAUCAAUUAGGAAGAUCUGGAUUUGAUGGAAGAUCUUGAAAUUAUUGGAAGACAUGGAUUUUCUGGAAGACGUGGAUUUUCCUGGAAGCUUUAGAUUUUGUGGAAGACCUAUAAUUGCUGGAAGACUGGAUUUACUGGAAGACUUGGAGGUUAUCGGAAGACGUGUACUCUUCUGGAAGACAUGGAUUGUCAGGAAGACGUGGAUUUUCUGGAAGACCGGGAUUGUAUGGAAGACCUUGAGGUUCUUGGAAGACUUGGAGUUGCUGGAAGACCCGUAGGUGUUGGAAGACCUUGACACUGGCGCCAUUGGAAACCCUGGACAUUGGAAACAUUGGAAGCAUAGGAUAUUGGAGACAUUGGAAACCUUGAAUUUUCAAGACAUUGGUUACUCUGGACAUUGGAAACUUUGGAGGCCCUUAAUAUUGUGAUAUUGGAUAUUAGAGCCAUAUACACUGAAAGCCCAGGACACUAAAAAUAUUCCACGUCCUGUACCUCAGAACCCCUGAACUCUGGCAGUAUAGACAAUAGAGUAUUUAGACACUUAGAAAUCCUAGAAUCUAAAACCGUUUAUAUUCAGAUUUAU